UAGAAAGAAUAAAAAAAAAAAAGAAGGAAGAAAGAAGUGAAUAUAAUGGGAAGUUUCUUCCUUUCGUUUUCAAUCUUUCUCUUCCUUUUGUGCCAUCUCUCACAAAGCAAAACAAUUAAAUUCAGAAGAGAAACAAAGCAAUUACAACUUCAUAGCUGUUUUGCUAAACCAAAAAAGUAAGCAGAAAGAGAGAAGAAACAGAGGAUUCCAUUUUGCCUUUUUUUUUUUUGUUUUAAUUCCUGAUCUCUUUGUAUUUAACCCAUUUUCAAAAUUCCUUAAGUUUCAAUUUCCCAAGCUUCAAAGACCUUGGGGUUUGUUGGUUUUCCCUGGUAUUGUUGGGUUUUUGAUGCCUUGCAUGAAAGUUUUCAUUUUUAUGUGAUUGAGAAUUUUCAGCUAUUGGGUUGAUCUUCAUUUGGUUGUUCUCUCUUUCAUUUAAUUCUACCUCUAAGAUUGGAAUUUGAAAAUAAAUAAAUUUAUAUUUAGAGAGAGAUGGCGCUUGAAAGAUUGGAAUUUGGAGUUAGAGUUAGGAAAUUUAUGGUGAUAUCAGUUAAAACAUGUUAUAGAUCGGUUUGGAAUCAUCCAAUUUUGGUUGGUUUGGUUUGUUUUUUGAUAUUUUUGUAUAGAUCAUUUCCUUUGUUGUUUUCUGUUUUGGUUACUGCAUCCCCUGUUCUGGUUUGUACUGCUGUUUUGCUUGGUGCCCUUUUGAGUUUUGGGUCACCAAACAUACCUGAAAUCGACGAAAAGGAAGAAGAGAAAGUUAGUCAUGAAGUUUCACCAUUGAAAACUGGGGCUACUGAGGAUGAUACUGUUAUCAAGAGAGAUGUUGGUGAUGAUGGUUUUGUUGUAGAAAGACAUGUAGGGAAGAGGUGGGAUAUAGUCGAGAAUGCUGAUGAGAAAGUUAGUUUGGUUGAUAAUGAGGUCAGUGAAAUUGAGGAAGAUGAUGGUUCAGUUUGUUAUACGCCGUUGGUUAAUGAGGAUUUGGAUUCUAGGGAUAUUCGUUGUGAGAAUGGUGUGAUUGAUGGGGUGGAUGGAAUGUUGAAUGAUUCAUUAGUGGAGAAGAAGAGGGAAAUUCAGUUGGAGAUGCAGGGGAGUGAAGGUCUGUUGAGUAUGGGGGAGGCUGUGAAGGAUCAACAUCUUUUGGCAAAUGAGGUACGUGACAGGAAUCUUGAAGUGGAGGAUGGUAAAUUUCCAGCAGUUUUCGGGGAUGAUGAUGGUGAUGGAGAUGAUGAUGAAUCUUUGGACUCUGGUUCUGGUGGCGCCAAGAGUUCCUCUCCUGAUGCUUCAAUGGCAGAUAUAAUUCUGAUGCUUGAUGAGUUGCAUCCACUUUUGGGUUCAGAAGCUCCACAGCCUGCUCAGAUGUCUCAUGAUGGUUCUGAUGCUGGCUCAGAGAGGUCUCAUGAUAGCAGUAAUGAUGAAAGUGUUGAGUCAGAUGAGUCAGAAAACCAGGGGGAGGAAGAUAAUGAUAAUGAGGAGGAUGAGGGUGAGGGAGAAGGAACAAAGGGAGAUAAAGAGGAUGAAAGUAAAUCUGCAAUUAAAUGGACGGAGGAUGAUCAGAAAAAUCUCAUGGAUUUGGGGACUUUGGAGCUUGAAAGAAACCAACGAUUGGAGAAUCUUAUUGCAAGGAGAAGAGCCCGUAAAAGCAUGAGUUUUAUGGCUGAGAAGAAUCUAAUAGACUUAGACAGUGCUGAUAUUCCCUUAAACAUCACACCAAUUUCUACAACAAGACGUAACCCAUUUGAACUUCCCUAUGUUUCCUAUGAUGACCUAGGGUUACCUCCCAUUCCUGGGUCAGCUCCACCCAAUUUGCAGCCAAAAAGAAACCCUUUUGAUCUUCCUUAUGAUUCAGGUGAGGAAAAACCUGAUCUUAAAGGAGACAGUUUCCAAGAAGAGUUUUCAGGUUUUAAUCAAAGGGAAACAGUUUCCCAAAGAGAAGCCUUCUUUCGAAGACAUGAAAGCUUCAAUGUGGGACCAUCAUCUCUGGGUGUUCCUCGGCAAGAGCUUAAGUGGAAACCUUAUUUUGUUCCAGAGCGGUUUGUAACCGAAGGAGCUAGCCCUUCCUCAUUCCAGAGGCAGUCAAGUGAAGUUAGUGAGUCGAAGUUGAGUUCUGUUCCUGAUACUGAAUCAGCGAGUUCAGUUGUGGAUGAGGAGGACAACAAGCCAAAUGAGCUAGAUGUUUCUCAAGAAACUGAACUGAACUUGAAUGAAGAUCAUGCUUCUGUCCGUGAUGAACAAGAAAGCCAAUCAUCUGGGGAUGUUGACCAUGCCAAGAACAGAAAUGUUCACCAUGACAUGGUUGAAAUCACAUUGGGAGAUGGAGAAAGUCAGUUGGAAAUGGAAUCAAAUUUGUCUGAAUAUGGAGCAACUACUCAUGUUGAACUCGAUGCAUAUGAAAUUCAUCCCAGAACAGAGCCAGUUGAGGAGGGUUAUAGCAGUAGAUCAAGUUUGUCAUCAUUAUCAGAAAUAGAUGAAAAGAUAUCUGAUGUCAAAGGAGAAGGAUCUGCAGGUUUUGAACCCAGAGAUCAUGAAAUUAAAGAAUCUGGCAUUUCUACACAACCUUCGUUUGAGGAAUCAGAGUUGCAUUUUACAAGUAGGGUGGUGGAUGAUAAUCAACGUAGAGAGCCUGUUUAUGAUUCAAGUCCUCCAUCUAUUGAGAACUUCCUCUCAUUUUCAUCUGUUAAUGGAAAUGAACCAAGGGCAAGGGAUCUGCCAGAGAAUGGUGAGCAUGGUGUUACAUAUGCUGGUUCAUCAGGGGUUUCUUCCACUUCUGCUGUUCAUAUUGUAUCGAUGGUGCCUGAAUCUGUGGCUGAGUAUGUUUCAACGAAUGCAGGGUCAUCAUCUUUGUAUGAGGGAUUGAAGGAGGAUGUGCCAAAUAAGGAAGAAAGCUUUACCCCGAAUCAAGUGGACUUAUCAAGCCUUGGUGCAGAGACGACUGUUGCAGUUGACCAAGAAAUUGGUGAGGUGUUGGAUUCUUCACCAGAGGAACAACAGCAUCCAAUCCACCACAACAAAUCUUCAGAGGCUGAACCUGUAGAUAGGUGUGCGGUUGACAAGAAAGACACUCAGCUUGAGCAAGAUGAAAUUCAUUUGUCAAGUUCACCAGAGGAUAACUUAAUAGAGGGCAGUGUUAUGCCUAAUGGAGAAAUCAUCCAGACUGAAUGUGAUCAAAUGCAUUCGCCAAACUCUGAUGCAAGUCUUGAUGUUGAUGGCCACCACGAUAAGGAUGAGGAGUUGUCUUCCAUAGCUUUGACUUACCGGAAUAUGCCUUCCAAUGAUAUAAGUCCAUCCACAGCAGAGGAACCAGGUCAUGUAGUUAUGGCUCAAGUUUCAGAAACUCAAUCUUCAGAGGCUAACCUCAGAGAGGAGCAUAAAAAGGAAUCUGAAAUGGAUCAAGUCCAAUCACCAUGUUCUGAUUCAAAUAUUUAUACUGGUCUCGACCGUGGUAUCAAUGUGGAGGAAAUUCCUUCAGACUCUAGUUAUCUAGAUGUGCCUUCUAGAGAAAACCCUUCACCAGAAUCAGAGAAACAGUUGUUGUGGUCUGAUAAACCUACAGAUGAACCACCUAUUGAUGAACAUGAUAAACUUGGGGUAAGUUAUGAACCAUCUUUAGUUGAAAGUGAGUCUAGAGGGGUACUAAACAUUGUCAACGAUGAUGCAAAUAUACACGAAGUUCAUGAUUCUGAGGACAAACUCUCAACAAAUUUAUCUUCCAUGACUUUGGAGUCCGCUUCUUCUCCUUUUGAGAGUACCAAACAUACGUUACCAACAGAUCGAGAAGAUCUGAAAGACAAGAUCCUGAACAAAAUUGAAAGUGAGGGCCCCAAAGAAGUAUCAGAACACUUUAGUUAUGCAGAAGUAUAUGCCACUCAUGUUAACGAGGAAAAUAUCAGUGAAGAGGAAGAUGAGAUUAAAGAGAUUGAUGAAGGAAUACUCUCUGAGCUGGAUACUGUUGGGGACUUUAAUGUCAAGGAAAUUGGUUUAUCAGAAGAAUCUCAUGUUGCCUAUACUGAGUCUGCACUGUUACCAGAAUAUAUAAAGACCAAGACCACUGUGGAGCUGCCUGUUCUUGAAGCAAGAUCAGUGGAAGAUAUUGAUUUGGCUAUUAAGCAACUUGAUGAAGGAGUAGAUGUUGAGGAAGUAAUUCUUCCAAGUAUGAUUGUGAAUCAGCAGGCUCAUGCAGAUGCAAAUUCAAAAUUACCAGUUGUUGACGCAAGAUCUCUGGAGGAUAUACAUAAUGCUUUCCAACAAGGCCCAGAAUCUGAUCCAUCUGAGCUGCCACAUUCUUCAGACUUAAGGAAUGGAUCAUCUGAAGCAGAGCGCCUUGAAGCAAUAUCAGUAGAAGAUGUUGAUUUGGCUUAUAAGCAACUUGGUGCAGUAGAUGUGGAGGAAGUAAUUCUUCCAGGUAUGAUUGAGAAUCAGCAGGAUCAUGCUGACACCAAUUCAAAACUACCUGUUGUCGAGGCAGGAUCUCUGGAGGACAUCCAUAAUGCUUUCCAACAAGGCCCAGAAUCUAAUCCAGCUGAGCUGCCACAAUCCACAGACUUAAUCAAUGGAUCAUCAGAAGUAGAGCAGCAUGAUGUGGUUUCUACUAAAGAGGUUGUCUCUGGUAUUCAAGAAAAUAGUGAGAAUGCAGCUGGUGAACAAAAAAAUGAAAACGAAGAAACAGAAGACAGAAAGACGGAGGCAAAUGUGGAGCUUCCUGUUCUUGAAGCAAGAUCAGUAGAAGAUAUUGAGUUGGCUUUUAAGCAACUUGAUGAAGGUGUGGAUUUUGAGGAAGUAAUUCUUCCAAGUAUAAUUCAGAAUCAGCAGGAUCAUGCAGAUACCAAUUCGAAAUUACCUGUUGUUGAGGCAAGAUCUCUAGAGGAUAUCCAUAAUGCUUUCCAACGAGGCCCAGAAUCUAAUCCAGCUCAGCUGCCACAUUCCUCAGGCUUAAGGAAUGGAUCAUCAGAAGUAGAGCGGCAUGAUGCGGUUCCUCCUAAAGAGUUUGAAGUUAGUGAUGUAGUCUCUGGUAUUCAAGAAAAUAGUGAGAAUGCUGCUGGUGGACCAGAAAAUGAAUAUGAAGAAGCAUCUGAAAAAUCAAAGUAUCAAACCUUAAAAGUAUGACUCAAAUUCUAGUUCCAGCUCCAGCUCCAGUAAUUCUGAAUGAAAGCUACAAACUAUAGUUCAGAAAGAAAGAAAAGUAGAGAUUUUGGCGGUUUCAGUUUCCUUCUAAUAACGGUUGUUCUCUCCUCCCUCUUUUUAGUUUGGUUACCAUCAUGUUUUUGAUUAAUGGUAGUCAUGUUCUUUUGAGUUUUUGAUUGAUUUCUUCAAGAAUGAGUUAUGGUUUGAUUUCUUUUUUUCUUCUUUGGUUCUUUUCUGCCUUUCAAGUGAGGCAGGUUGAUGUUAACGGUUGAUUUUGAUCCU
Durio zibethinus is the source of this 5400-nucleotide messenger RNA. RefSeq lists its product as uncharacterized. Lineage: Eukaryota; Viridiplantae; Streptophyta; Magnoliopsida; Malvales; Malvaceae. The record is from RefSeq and is a predicted model, not a curated record.